AGCAAACAGACCCAGGCACGCCGCCGACGCCCCGAUCACGUCGGUGACACGGUCGGGCGAAACCCGUGCCGACGCCGGCAAGACUUUGAGUUGCGGUCGGUACGUCUAUGCCGAGAAACAGCGUCUGUCUGUGCGUUGACCCGGCCCGGUGCCCUCCCUGCCUGGUCAAACGCAUCGUGCCGUGGAUCCACGCCCUUCCGAUGGCGACGGCGCAUCACAGACAAGGCGUUGGUGGGGUCCCUCCCUGCUGGGUGCGCACUCGGCAGCGUGACAUUCUGCCUGUUUCGACGGCCCGGCUUUCAACUUUUGUCCGGUGCGGCGGCAGUUGCUCUAGACAGCGCUGUUCUGUUCAUCCAACCUGACAUGGCCACCACAGCAGCCACGUUAGCCUUGAGGUCCCGGUGUCUGUGGAAGCUGUCGCCGUUGCACAUUCCGCUUCGAAUCGCCCCCUCUCGGUCCCUUCACAGUUCGUCAGCAGCCAUGGACGGCAGUAUUCGCACAUCGCAACCCCCACAAGGCGUGCACAACGCUUGGAUUGGGGCCAAAGGCCCUGGGUCUUUGGACUUGAGGAGCGAUGUCAUGACCACUCCUACCCCGUCAAUGCUGGCCGCCGUUCAGUCCUGCACACUCUUGGACGAUGUCUUCAGAGAGGACCCGACGACCAUCGACCUUGAGGCCCAUGUCGCCGCUCUUGCUGGCAAAGAAGCAGGCCUGUUCGUACUGUCAGGAACCAUGGGCAAUCAACUUGCGCUGAGGAGCCUCCUCGUUCAACCACCUUACGGCGUCUUGUGCGACCACCGGUCACACAUCGUCAAGUAUGAGGCUGGCGGGUCAGUUGCCCACCGCCUCUCCUGGAAACUGCCGAUGCACGACCCAAACUGACGCGAAUCUCAGGGUCUCGUCCUUGACGGGUGCUACAGUCAAGCCCAUUGUGCCCGACAACGGCAUCCAUCUGACCCUCGAGGACGUCAUGGCCAAUGUAGUGCUCAGUGAUGAUGUCCAUGCCUGCCCCACCAGGGUCAUCAGCCUUGAGAACACUCUCAACGGUAUGAUUAUGCCUCUGGUCGAAGUCGAGCGCAUUGCCAAGUUUGCCCGGCAGCAUGGCAUCAAGUUGCACUGCGACGGUGCCAGGCUGUGGGAAGCCGUUGUGGCCGGCGCCGGCACGCUGCCCGACUUUUGCUCCCACUUUGACACGGUUAGCCUUUGUUUCUCCAAGGGCCUCGGCGCCCCGGUCGGCAGCAUGCUUGUUGGUACCGAGGAGACUUUGAAGCAUGCUCGAUGGGUACGCAAGUCCAUCGGCGGUGGCCUUCGGCAGCCUGGUGUCGUCACAGCGGCCGCGAGGGUAGCCGUCGACGAGACAUUUGGCCGAGCUCCCGAUGGCAGUGACGGCUUACUCAGGGAAUCUCACGCAAUGGCUAAGAAGGUCGAGCACCUCUGGCAAGAGAUGGGUGGAACCCUCGUCCAUCCGGCGCACACGAACAUGUGUUGGCUCGAUCUGGAGGCCGCAGGCUGCAGUGAGGACCGUUUCGUGCUGCUCAGCGAGGAGGCCGGCCUCAAAGUCAUGGGGGGCCGCCUCGUGACUCACUAUCAGGUUGCGCAAAAUUGUGAUGAGGUACUGAAGCGGCUGAGACAGGUCUUUCAGAAGGCGUUUGCUGAGCAAGAGAAGAGAGUGUCCAAGGUUGGGGAGAGGAGCAUGUACAAGUCGUAACGGCUGGCCAUCCGAUUUAGUUGAAGCGAAAAGUCAACACCUAGGUGCGCAUCAUCGGUCCAUGCGUGUCGG
Molecule: messenger RNA, 1780 nt
Organism: Purpureocillium takamizusanense
Lineage: Eukaryota; Fungi; Ascomycota; Sordariomycetes; Hypocreales; Ophiocordycipitaceae
Product: Low-specificity L-threonine aldolase
Exons: 2
Coding region: 818-1708 (296 amino acids)
Biological process (GO): glycine biosynthetic process; L-threonine catabolic process
Cellular component (GO): cytosol
Molecular function (GO): L-allo-threonine aldolase activity
Source: RefSeq, a predicted model, not a curated record